Rhagoletis zephyria (snowberry fruit fly) is the source of this 437-nucleotide messenger RNA. RefSeq lists its product as uncharacterized. The record is from RefSeq and is a predicted model, not a curated record. Lineage: Eukaryota; Metazoa; Arthropoda; Insecta; Diptera; Tephritidae.
AUCGGGGUGGUCUAUCACUCACCUAGUUCAAGUGAUGCUGAUUUUCUAGCAUAUAUGGAGACCGUUUUGUCGGAAAUAUGCGAUAACAUGGUAAAUACCAUUAUUAUCGGAGAUUUUAAUAUAAACCUGAAUAUAAUGUCGACAUAUAGUAAGAAACUGAAUGAGAUAUUCGCCCAUCAGGCAAUAAAACAGUUAAUUAACUUUAAUACUAGAGUUACUGAAUAUCCCGAAACACUGAUCGACUUAUUGUACUCGAACGCUAAGGAAGUUUCAUGUGAAAAAGCGGAGGAACAUAGAAUAUCGGAUCAUGAAACUAUAAUGUUCAAAUGCGAUAUAAAAAAACAAGGCCCUAUCAGUAAACUGUCUGAAAUAACUUCGUGGGAUGGGUACAGCCCAGACAACUUAUAAAUCUUUUGCGACAAGGCACCUUAGCUGAC